GUCAGACUGCGACCGUCCAUCGGCCCCGGCUAGCAUCAGCGACCCCCUUCUGCAGGACGAGCACAGAGACGAAGACCACCCUCAUAAUGAUCCGUGUUACGUGUCCACGCAGCUGAAUCCUCCCGGGGACAGUGGGGUCAGAGGCGGGUCGAGCUGAAGGAACCAGCCGCUGUUUGAGGAAGGGAGACAGAACGAGGAGAGUCCACAUGUCGUCGGCAGCAGAGACGGUGGAAAAUGCCUCCAUCAUUUCAGAGAGUGUGUCCCAUGAUGGAAACCGCUUGUGGCUAGGCAACAUCGAUCCCAAAAUCACAGAGUAUCACCUGGUGAAGUUGCUGGAGAGGUUUGGUGAGGUGAAACAGUUUGACUUCCUGUUCCACAAGUCCGGGCCUUUAGAGGGACAGCCACGGGGCUACUGCUUUGUCAACUUCAGCACCAGAGAGGAGGCCGAGCGGGCGAUCCAGUGUUUAAAUGGGAAGCUAGCUUUAUCCAAGAAGCUGGUUGUGCGAUGGGCGCACGCACAGAGGUUUGAAGGUUUCCGUAACGACAAGACGAUGCCUCCGAGCCUGGAGCCGUCGUCGAGCGGCGCCGGAGAGGACGGAGCCUUAACAGCCAAUCACCUCAGCACGAGUGCUAAAAUCCGCGCCAUCGAGGCCAAGCUCCAGAUGAUGGAUGAGAACCCAGAAGACGACUACGCCGGCCCGUCGGCCUACGUUCACAACAAACCGCCAGAGAGGAAACGAUGGGAGCCCUACAAUAAAUCCCACCACAACAACCAGAGCAGGCCCUUCCGCAAGUUCAGGAGAUGACCCCAUGCUCCGAGACGACCCCCCCCUCCACCACCACCUCAGCUCAGCCCCCCCGCCUACACACAAACAGACUCUUUACAGUAGAUAUUAUACAGACUUUAUCUGGGAAUAAAAGAUUUUUUAAGAUGUUCCUUUCAGAACUUUGACUCUUUUAGGAGCAAUCACGGAGAAGUACCUAAAGUGUUUUAUUAUUGGGGCCUAAGCACUCAGCACGGACCCUAUUGGAAUUGCUUCGAUUGUUAUUAUGAUUAUUUUUGGUUACAUUACAUAAUUAGUUAUGAUUUAGUCUUCAAUGACGCCCCAAGCCUGACUGCUGUACAGGUUGGAUCCGUCACCACUCUCGUGCUUUCACUUUGUUACAGAGACUUACCACAGGUGCAUCAUCCAGCUGGGGUUUGCAGGCACUAAAGGAAAGAGAAAUUAUUAUUAUUAUUAUUAUUCAAUUCUGUUUUUAUUUUUUUUUACCUCCAGAUAAAAUUAUUUAAAUGAGAGGUCCUCACUUUUCUGUGUUUGUCUUGAUUCAAGACGUCAGACCAGGAGAAAGCAAAUAGGAUUUAUAACGGGUUUGUAUUAAUGGAGUUUAAAUGAGAAGCCACUCAGCGACAAUUAGUGUGAGCAGCCGUUUGUUUUGUGUAAAGUGUCGUGUUUUUUCCCCGAAUAAUUUGCUCUUUUUCUUUUUUUUUCUUGAAUCCAAUUUUUCUACGACUGCAGCUCAAUCAUUUUUACAAACGUUAUGUGGCAUGGAGCUUGUUUUAAUUUUCAUUUGCAAUUAAAGGUAAUUGAAUAUCUCA
Limanda limanda (common dab) is the source of this 1597-nucleotide messenger RNA. It is a transcript of the gene rbm18, whose product is annotated as RNA binding motif protein 18. NCBI's taxonomy places the organism in Eukaryota, Metazoa, Chordata, Actinopteri, Pleuronectiformes, Pleuronectidae. The transcript has 6 exons. The record is from RefSeq and is a predicted model, not a curated record. The coding region runs from base 207 to 806 and encodes 199 amino acids. Gene Ontology annotation, molecular function: RNA binding.